Messenger RNA from Melanotaenia boesemani (Boeseman's rainbowfish), 4279 nucleotides. RefSeq names its product NACHT, LRR and PYD domains-containing protein 9-like. The record is from RefSeq and is a predicted model, not a curated record. Bases 4 to 3384 code for a protein of 1126 amino acids. Gene Ontology annotation, molecular function: protein binding. The transcript is spliced from 11 exons. NCBI's taxonomy places the organism in Eukaryota, Metazoa, Chordata, Actinopteri, Atheriniformes, Melanotaeniidae.
AUCAUGGAUCAGUGUGAGGACAGAGAGGAGGGAGUCCCUCCCUCUAAAAGCACUCAGAGGAACAAACCUGGACCUGAAACCAGCCCUGAAUCAGGACCUGAGCCCAGCUGUGUGUCCAUGAAGAGUGACCGGUCGAUGGGUCGGGUUAUUAAGUUCAAAGCUGGAGUUUCCUCAGACCAACAGAAUCAACCUGAACCAGAACCAGAACCAGAACAAGAACAAAGACCAGGACCAGGACCAGAAGCUGGACCAGGACCCAGCUGUGUGUCCUUUAUGAGCCACCUGUCGAUGGAGGCUCCUCCUUAUUUCAGUUCAGAGGAACAGAGAGUGGACCAGCAGAGCUCAGAGCUUCCCAGUGGUCAGUCUGCCCAGCAGCAUCAAACACAGCUGGACUCCAUAUUUAUGCUGCUGGAGGACAACAUGAUCACUUUUGUGAAGAAGGAGCUGAAGAAGUUCCAGAAGCUUCUGAGUCCAGAUUACCCAGAAUGCUCAGUGUUGGAGGGUGAGGAUGAGGAGCAGAGGAAGAGCAGCAGAGAGGCGUUAGUGAAGAUCACAGUGGACUUCCUGAGGAGGAUGAAGCAGGAGGAGCUGGCUGAGCGUCUGCAGAGCAAACUUUUUGUCCAUAAAUUAAAAUCUGGUCUGAAGAAGAAGUUCCAGUGUGUGUUUGAGGGGAUUGCUAAAGCAGGAAACCCAACCCUUCUGAACCAGAUCUACACAGAGCUCUACAUCACAGAGGGAGGGACUGCAGAGGUCAAUGAUGAACAUGAGGUCAGACAGAUUGAAACAGCAUCCAGGAAACCACACAGACCAGAAACAACCAUCAGACAUGAAGACAUCUUUAAACUCCCACCUGGAAGAGAUGAACCAAUCAGAACAGUGAUGACGAAGGGAGUGGCUGGCAUUGGGAAAACUGUCUUAACACAGAAGUUCACUCUGGACUGGGCUGAAGACGAAGCCAACCAGGACAUCCAGUUUACAUUUCCACUGACAUUCAGAGAGCUGAAUGUGCUGAAAGAGAAAAAGUUCAGCUUGGUGGAACUUGUUCAUCACUUCUUUACUGAAACCAAAGAAGCAGGAAUCUGCAGCUUUGAAGAGAUCCAGGUUGUCUUCAUCUUGGACGGUCUGGAUGAGAGUCGACUUCCUCUGGACUUCCACAACAAUGAGACCCUGACUGAUGUUACAGAGUCCACCUCAGUGGAUGUGCUGCUGACUAACCUCAUCAGGGGGAAACUGCUUCCCUCUGCUCGCCUCUGGAUAACCACACGACCUGCAGCAGCCAAUCAGAUCCCUCCUGACUGUGUUGGCAUGGUGACAGAGGUCAGAGGGUUCACUGACCCACAGAAGGAGGAGUACUUCAGGAAGAGGUUCAGAGAUGAGGAGCAGGCCAGCAGGAUCAUCUCCCACAUGAAGACAUCACGAGUCCUUCACAUCAUGUGCCACAUCCCAGUCUUCUGCUGGAUCACUGCUACAGUUCUGGAGGAUGUCCUGGAAACCAGAGAGGGAGGAGAGCUGCCCAAGACCCUGACUGAGAUGUACAUCCACUUCCUGGUGGUCCAGACCAAAGUCAAGAAGGUCAAGUAUGAUGGAGGAGCUGAGACAGAUCCACACUGGAGUCCAGAGAGCAGGAAGAUGAUUGAGUCUCUGGGAAAACUGGCUUUUGAUCAGCUGCAGAAAGGAAACCUGAUCUUCUAUGAAUCAGACCUGACAGAGUGUGGCAUCGAUAUCACAGCAGCCUCAGUUUACUCAGGAGUGUUCACACAGAUCUUUAAAGAGGAGAGAGGACUGUACCAGGAGAAGCUGUUCAGCUUCGUCCAUCUGAGUGUUCAGGAGUUUCUGGCUGCUCUUCAUGUCCGUCUGACCUUCAUCAAGUCUGGAGUCAACCUGCUGAAACAAGAACAAACAGUUUCUGUUUGGUCUAAGUUAUUAAAUAAACCAGAUCUACAACGUCUCCAUCAGACAGCUGUGGAUCAGGCCUUACAGAGUCCAAAUGGACACCUGGACCUGUUCCUCCGCUUCCUCCUGGGUCUUUCACUGCAGACCAAUCAGAGACUCCUACAAGGCCUGCUGACACAGACAGGAAGUAGCUCACUGACAGGAGCGAAUCAGGACACAGUUCAGUACAUCAAGGAUAAGAUCAGUAAGAAUUUGUCUGAAGAGAGAAGCAUCAAUCUGUUCCACUGUCUGAAUGAACUGAAUGAUGGUUCUCUAGUGGAGGAGGUCCAACAGUCCCUGAGAUCAGGACGUCUCUCCACAGAUAAACUGUCUCCUGCUCAGUGGUCGGCUCUGGCCUUCAUCUUACUGUCAUCAGAAGAAGAUCUGGAGGUGUUUGACCUGCAGAAAUACUCUCCUUCAGAGGAGGUUCUUCUGAGGCUGCUGCCAGUGGUCAAAGCCUCCAACAAAGCUCUGCUGUGUAUGUGUGGUCUCCCAGAGAGAAGCUGUGAAGCUCUGUCCUCAGUUCUCAGCUCCCAGUCCUCCAGUCUGACAGAACUGGACCUGAGUAACAACGACCUGCAGGACUCAGGAGUGAAGCAGCUGUCUGCUGGACUGAAGAGUCCAAACUGCAAACUGGAAACUCUCAGCCUGUCAGGAUGUCUGAUCACAGAGGAAGGCUGUGCUUCUCUGGCCUCAGCUCUGACGUCCAACCCCUCCCAUCUGAAAGAGCUGGACCUGAGAUACAACCAUCCAGGAGAGUCAGGAGUGAAGCUGCUGAUGGCUGCACUGAAGGAUCCACACAGACUCAGAUCAAAUGUUGUUGUUCUUCAAAAUGAACCAGGAGGUGUGAGGAAGUGUAAGUCUGGAUUGUGUUUGUUCUCUCCAUCAGAUUCCUGUCCACUCACUAUCGACACAAACACAGUGGACAGAAACCUCAAACUGUCUGACAACAACAGGAAGGUGACACGUGUGGAGGAGAUUCAGUCAUAUCCUGAUCAUCCAGACAGACUUAACGAUCUUCAGCUGCUGUGUGGAAAUGUUCUGACUGGUCGCUGCUACUGGGAGGUCGAGUGGGGAGGAACCGUUUAUAUAUCAGUGUGUCACGGAGAAAUCAGGAGGAGCGAAGACAUCAAAGACUGUUGGUUUGGAUGGACUGAUCAGUCCUGGAGUCUGAGAUGCUCUGAUAAUGAAGGUUACUCUGUCUGGCACAAUGCCAGAAGAACCCCCAUCUCCUCCUCCUCCUCCUCCUCCUCUUCCUCCUCUGUCUCUAACAGAGUAGCAGUGUAUGUGGACUGUCCUGCUGGCUCUCUGUCCUUCUACAGAGUCUCCUCUGACUCACUGAUCCACCUCCACACCUUCAUCACCACAUUCACUCAUCCUCUCUAUGCUGGAUUUGGGUUCUGGUCUUGGCCACCUGGUUCCAUGUCUGAUUCCUGGGUGUCUCUGUGUUGAGUGUUAAGAGUUUGAUCAUGUCAGAGAAACUCUGAACAUCUUUUCAGAUUCAACGAGUUUCUGUAUGAAACUCUUCUAAAUUAUUCCUUGGAAACUUCUUUCUCUUCCAGUCCUGUCUUUAUUUGGACUUUCUGACAUUUUUAUAUAUUGAAUUAUUGAUUUUUCACUUGUUGCCACUUUAUUUACCACAAUCUUCAUUUUUCGUUCUGUUGCAUAAAAAUAAUUUACUUGCAAGGAGUUCACAUCAGCACAAAGACAGAGACAACGAGCUGGCUGGUUAUACAAGCGUUUAGGAGCUAAAUGUGAAGUGAAGACGCAAUUGUUCAUCACCAGCGUUAAAACUGUUAUUUUCUUAGCAACGUCAUCUUUAGCUUUCCCAUGGGAAAAAUGAGAUCUCUAAUGAUGAUAAAUUCACACACAGACACAGCUACAUUUUAAGAUUCACAAAUAUGCUUGUAAAUGUCUUAAGAAGAAAACAAUUAUAACUAUUAAACUACUGACUUUAUUUCUUCUAACAUUCUCUUCUGUUUAUGAUUGGUUUUGUCUGUACAUUGUAGAUGCUUUUAUUUGUAGACUCCAGCAGGGAGAUGUAAUAUUCUGGGGAAACAUCCACAUCGCCCUGUUUCCUUGACAACUAUUCAGAUGUCUGUUGAGGGAAUGUCAGCAUCAUAGAUCACCUCAGAGUAAAGAAUGAGAAUAACAUGAAUAAACACUAAUUAGACACUUGGAUUAUUAAUAAAAAAAUGAAUGAUAUGAAUAAGCAGUCUUUAUGAAAACUUCAACAAAAUAAUGAAAUAAAACUUUUGAAUGUGUGAACAUCCCUAAAAUUUCUGUUUGUCACCUGUUUGCUCAUCACAUAGAUUUUUAUAAGGAGGAUAAUAAAAGGUUCACUUGC